This is a messenger RNA of Closterium sp. Yama58-4, 279 nucleotides long. Lineage: Eukaryota; Viridiplantae; Streptophyta; Zygnematophyceae; Desmidiales; Closteriaceae. The record is from the annotation of a GenBank genome assembly.
AUGGAGGAAUGUCAUUCAGCAACACCCGAAAAGCAUCUCCCGAAAACCAACACAUUCCUUCGACGUAGCCAUGGCCGCUGGAGUUCGCAGCCGUUCAUCCGACAUUAUAAUGAAGCAUCAAGUUUCGCGACGAUCCUGCACGUGAUAACCAAGAAAGCGCGUACCCUCUCAAUCGAUGGCAUUGCGGCAUGUCCAUCACUGAAGAAUCCGUGUUUGGAUGAUGAUCAUGGCUGUUAUAAUCUACGAAUUAUAAGAUUCGUUACAAGAUUCUGGAUCUGA